UUUAAUUAACUGCUUAUUACUCGUAGAGAGCACGCUCAAGCUAGUAGAGUGUCUUCAAGUAGUGUUUCCCCGUCGUGGUCGGUGAGUGUUUUGCGAGCGAGAGCUCCGGCCGGAGCGUGACGUGCUUAUGGGGAGGCCAGCGGGCAGGAAGCGCGCCGCCGUGCUGGGCUUCCUCGGCUUCGCGGCGGCGGCGGAGACGACGGCGGGGAGAGAUGAGCAAGAAGCAGCGUCGUGGCAGCGGAGCCAGCAGCAGCAGCAGCAAGCGGCGAGCGCUGCGCCGUGGACGAGGGCGCCGCCUGAAAGCAGCGGCGGCGACGACGACAUCGACCGCCGGGCGUCCGAGGUCAUCGACCGGGUCCACCGCGGCAUGCUGCUCGCCGGCGCGCGGGACGACGCGGCGCCGCGGCCGCACUGCUAGCUGCCGCAGGCCGCCGGAGGCGCGGUGCGGUGGUCGGUCACCAGCUCACCGCCCGCACCACGGCACCGUACGCGCCGUGCGGGCUAGCUAGCCGGGCCCGUCUGGUUAGGUUGGUUGGUUUGGACGGUUGCGUAACUUGCGUUGUGCUCGCUUGUUCCGGUGUACCGACUGCGCAGUCGAGCCGGUCGCUGCCGACGCGCCACCGGGUAACGAUGUGAUGGAGCACAUGCUUGGCCGGCGGCGGGCACACGACGGCAGCCUAUCUCUGUUCCUUCCAUAUGCUACUGCUACAUUUUCAUUUCUGCGCCGCCCCGCCUUGGGGAACUCGAGCGAGUCACGUGAACGCAAACAAAGAGCUCGCUUUCCCCAUCCGGUGACGGCACAAACAGAGUAGUAGGAUAUGGCUAGAUAAAGUCUCGGUGGUCCAUGUCUGAAUCUGUAUACUUGUUUACGCUGCCUGCCCGAUGCAUGGAUUCAGCCAGUUCUGCAGGUUUUCUUUCUGAAAGCAUGCAGUUCUGAAUUUACU
Messenger RNA from Panicum virgatum (switchgrass), 944 nucleotides. RefSeq lists its product as uncharacterized. The transcript has a single exon. The record is from RefSeq and is a predicted model, not a curated record. Bases 128 to 418 code for a protein of 96 amino acids. Lineage: Eukaryota; Viridiplantae; Streptophyta; Magnoliopsida; Poales; Poaceae.